AUCGAAUUAUUUCAAUUCGGAAUAAUAAACAGCAUUAAAUACCAAAAGUUUUUAACGCUCAAGAAUAUUUGUUAAAAUUACACGUUUGACUGUUUUUCGAUUGUUUGAUUUCAACGAAAGUGGAUAUUUUGAUGUUUAAUCGAUAUAUUAUCAUCACUAAAAAGAAGUGUCAUAAGGAAGAAAACUGUUUAACUUGGUAGUAGAAAGUGGUGAAAAAUUUUGAAUUUUUAAUAUAUUGUGCAAUUUUUAUUGGUGAAAUGGAUCAAUUUUCUCAUGACUUGACAUUAGCAUUAGAGGAAACUUCGUUAUUAGAUAAAGCACGCAGAUGGGCUCACCGACGUCGGACUCGAUCAGCGGGCAAUCUACCUUGUGCACCACAGCCAACAGAGGACUCUUCUAGUCCAAAUGAUACGAUCCAAACAAGUCAAUUUAGUUCAAAUGUAGACGGGUUAAAUGCAAAUAUAGCAAUUGUGAGUGAUUCUGAUGAAAAAGAUGUUCGAUUUCCACGCAAGUUAGGAAGUGAUGUUUUUCAACUUGGAACAUUAGAGUCGGACUCUGUGAAUGAAACUUUUAGUCCCGCAAGAUAUUUUAAACCUAAUGCUCGUAGAAAACGAAAGCUAAAACGUAUGUCCGUUGAGUUUGAAAUAGAUAAUACAAACAGUGAAAAGUUAGAAUCAGAUUUACUCUCAGCUUCAACAACAGGUACAAUACGAAAACGAAUACAUAAACCCGAUUCAAGUAAUCGUUCGAACAUAUUUUUUUGUGGCAAAAGAAAGCGUUCAAAUCGAGAUCGUAACUAUGAUCAUGACAACUACAAAUCACAGUCUACCAGUAUGCCACGUUAUAUCUUUUUCGAUGAGGCUCAAAUGCGACCGCGAAGUUUUUCUUCUACAUCAACUCCACAGAGUGAGCGUCUUUUACCGUUAAAUAAAGGUCUUAUCUCUAGAAUUGAAAAACUUUCGAACCAUAAGACUGAAAGAAUAAAUUCCGAAAAAGAACCUAGUGAACAUAAUUUUCAAGAGAAUUUAAUUGCAAACAAGGUUAAGUCGACUGAACGAUUCGAAACAGGGACUACGUUUACUGAACAUCGGAAAAACAGACGUCGUGCAACACAAACUCAUUUACAAUUUGCUGUAGAUCAUCAUCCCAUGGAUUAUGGUGAAUCAAAUAGUUGUUCAAGUUCAAACUCAAGUUCUUUGAGUUCGACUGGUUCCGAUGACGAUGAUACUGCAAAUGGAACAGAUCGUGAAGGUGAUGAUGAACUUACAGACUGGCCAGGUAAUGAAACUGCAAUAGAUAAUAAAUAUGAUCCUAAGCGUAAGUUAACUAAGAAAAAUCAGCAACAUAUAAAAUUUGAAGAUGGAACUAUAAUAGAGGACGAUAAUGUUAUGUCUCGUAGUUGCGAAUGGUCUAAUAUAAAUAAAAAAGAGCAUUUAGAAGUUCGAUUUCAGCCAUCUGAGCCGAUUGCAAUAUUAAAUAAUAGCUGUGCAAUAUUCCCCACUUCAAACUAUUUUAAAGAUGAUAUUAAUAUAACUUUUAAGCAGAUUGAAAGCGAUAUAUCUGGUGAAACGACAAAUAGACUUUUGGCUUCUUCGUGUAAUCAGACAUCUGAAGUACGUGAAAUCCGCGCUGGUUGUCGCCGUAUCAAAUGUGAACGUCCAGGUUUUAGUAUCAAAACAAGCGCUAACGAAAGACUUGCUCGAUUUUUACAAGAUCCAACACAAACGCAAAUUCGUUUACCGGAUAUAGAAAUUUAUGAGCACGAAAGUCUUAUAAAUUUGUCUACACUUUAUUCUUUGCAUAUGUCUAUAGAGAAUGGAUGUGCUGUGCUUUCUAAAACAAGCAAAACAACACAAAGUGUAAAUAUGGAUCACAAACAUUUGCAGAAUGGAUUAUUUUUAAGGGACUUUAAAAGAAGAUGCUUCGAAAAUGGGGAUAGUUUAACGCCGCCAUAAUGUAAUAAUAAAAGUAUAUUAUUCUUAUUGAUAUAGUUAACAAUAAAUAUUUAUAUAAACUUAUUUGUAAAUAAUGGAAAAAAGAAAUAAUGAACUAUUGUAAAAAUGUUUUUAACUUAUAAAAAUUCGCAUAAUUUUAUAUUAAAAGGAAUAUACAGAAAUUUCA
Teleopsis dalmanni is the source of this 2121-nucleotide messenger RNA. RefSeq lists its product as uncharacterized. The coding region runs from base 258 to 1955 and encodes 565 amino acids. The transcript has 4 exons. The record is from RefSeq and is a predicted model, not a curated record. Lineage: Eukaryota; Metazoa; Arthropoda; Insecta; Diptera; Diopsidae.